UCUUACUUCUCAAGAAACUCUUACUUCUCAAGAAACCCUCUCCUCUAUAAAACCAUCAAAUUCUCAUAAUCAGAAUUUCUUUGAUCUUUCUCACUGAUAAAUCAACGGUGGAUAUGAGCUGCAACGGUUGCCGGGUGCUGCGAAAGGGGUGCAGUGAGGCUUGUUUACUGAGGUCUUGCUUGCACUGGAUCACUUCUCCCGAAGCUCAAGGUAACGCCACCUUAUUUCUCGCCAAAUUCUUCGGCCGCAGCGAUCUCAUGUCUCUAAUCUCCGCCGUACCGGAAUCUCAACGGCCUGCUUUGUUUCAAUCGCUGCUUUUUGAAGCGUGUGGAAGAACGGUGAAUCCGGUUAAUGGAGCGGUUGGAUUGUUAUGGAGCGGGAACUGGCAAGUCUGUCAGGCGGCGGUGGAGACAGUUCUCUCCGGCGGAACUCUACGGCCGUUAACAGGAAUCCUACCUGGAAUUUUAUCACAGAAUCACGACGAAUCAUCCGAUAGUUUCUCUGCUGAGGCAUGUACGUUACGCAAUUUGCUGUGGCCUCAGUCUAGGAUCAAUCAAGCAUCGGAUCUCAGUCUAUCACUCAAGCCAAAGCUAGGAGGUAGCAGAGUGAAGAGAGGCAGAGAUCAUGCCACGUCGUUUUAUAACGAAGAAUCGUCCGAGACGACGACGUUUGAGAGCAAUGGUGGUGAUGAUAAGAAGAAACUUUUGAAUCUGUUUGUUUAAACUUUAAAUUAAUAAUACAAGUAAAAGAAAAGAGGGAGAUAAAAGAGUAACGUCUUGUACUGUGACUGAACUUGCAUCUCUAUAUAAACGAGAAGCCGGAAUUUUAUGACCGGCGAGUUUUUGAAUAUGAAAUUUAUAAAUCAGUCUAAUUUUGACAAUAUGUU
Mercurialis annua (annual mercury) is the source of this 886-nucleotide messenger RNA. RefSeq names its product LOB domain-containing protein 38-like. Gene Ontology annotation, biological process: regulation of gene expression. The record is from RefSeq and is a predicted model, not a curated record. Bases 114 to 722 code for a protein of 202 amino acids. The transcript has 2 exons. NCBI's taxonomy places the organism in Eukaryota, Viridiplantae, Streptophyta, Magnoliopsida, Malpighiales, Euphorbiaceae.